AUGCCGAUCGUGAAUCGGCUUAAAAAAUUCAUCCUUGGCUCAAAUUUUAAUAAUGAUGGCCAAAAGUCAACUUUUGGUUCUGGAACUAAGACCAUUCCUGAUAUUGUUCGAAUUGAAACGGACGUUUGCGAAUAUUGGAUAUUGGAUGAAGUAAUAGGUGAUGGUGCAUUUGGGAGCGUUUAUAAAGCACGAUCGAAGCUGGAACCAGGAAGAGUGGCCGCCGCAAAGGCAAUGGAAUUGGAGGACGAUGAAAGCCAAGAUGUAAUGGUUGAAGUAUCAAUUCUUACUCAGUGUAAACAUCCAAAUAUUGUCGAACUUUAUGAUGCAUUUACUAUGGGUACUCGCAUUACGCUUUUGUUGGAAUAUUGUGGUGGUGGUGCGGUGGACAGUAUAAUGAUGGAGUUGUCACGACAUCUUACUGAAGAACAAAUUCAUUAUAUCAUGAAAGAGAUCCUGAAGGCACUGCAUUUUCUGCAUGGCAAAAAUGUAAUUCAUCGAGAUCUGAAGGCUGGCAAUGUACUGUUAACAAGUGAUGCAAGGGUAAAAUUAGCCGAUUUCGGUGUGUCAGCACUAUGCAAGAAUGGUCGAGAAGUACGAUCAACAUUCAUUGGGACACCGUAUUGGAUGGCUCCGGAAGUGAUGAUAUGUGAAACUUUUCCGGAAAAGCAUUAUAAUAAGUUGGCAGAUAUAUGGAGUUUCGGGAUAACUCUUAUCGAAAUGGCAGAAGAGAAACCACCUUAUGCGGAAAUGAAUCCUGCAAAAGUGAUUUUUAAGGUCAUAAAGGCAGAUCCUCCCACACUGGAACGCCCCAAUCUGUGGUCUCCUAAUUUUCGAGCCGUAGUUACUAAGUGUUUAACAAAGGAUCCAGAAAAUAGACCAAGUGCCGCUGAUGUAUUAAUGCAUCCAUUUUUUGUACAAUCAGGAUCAGUUCAGUGUAUACGUUCGUUGAUUAGCGAAGUGAAUGCUGAACAAAUAACAACAGAAGUGGUGGUUGGCAGUGAUGAUGAAACAUUGUACGAUGAUGAAGAUGAUGAUGAUACGACUACAUUAAGUAGUGUAGCUACAGCUAGUGAAGUUCAGCCAUACGAUGCGAGCAGUAUGAGCAGUAAACAAUGUCAAUCAGUUCUAUCUGUCACCGAACAGAAGAUAAGACCUGAAGUAACAGCAUUCACCUCAAAACCAACAAUAGUGAAUGCUGGAUCAACAACUGUCGAGUUGGAAUUAGCAGAGGAAAUAAGUCCCAUAUGUUGCGAAACUAAUAAUAUGGUAAAUGCUAACAUAUUAUCAUCUUUAUUAUCAGGAAAGAAACAACGUGCACCAAGUUUACCGGCAAAGGAUGGAGGUAUUCUGGAAAAAGAAGAAAACACGGUAGCAAUAGUAGAGAUAAAUGCUGACAGUCAAGAUAAACUAGAGUUUUUCGAAAGGUCGAGUAGUGUGGGAAGUCGCAAAAGUUCGGGACAUGGACAUCAUCACGAAGCUGUUAUAGCCUUAAGUGAUCUCGAUAAAGCAUUGAAUCUGGAAGAGGAACAGUUUAGUGAAAUUAGAGGAGAAGGUGACCAGUCUCCAGUGCCAACUUUAUCUCCGAGCCCUGAUUUCCUUCUGUCGGAGUGUUCCGAUCCAACCAUGCCGAUAUUAUCAGCUUCUUACGCUGCUUCUGUCAGCAAUAAAGUGGAGAAUACUACAAAUCUGAAUUUGAGUGCUCUUUCGAAACCGCAAGUGAAAAAUGAAACCAUUGGUGUAGAACACAAGUUGGGUUGUCCGAAAUCAGCUGAUCAAAUUCGUGAUGUUGUUUCUGAAGACCAACUACACGCUCAGUUGCUGGGGCGACCUACCACGGUUCAAAUUACCGAAACAGGAGCUGUUGUGACGUCAAAUGCUUCAUUCAAUAAGAAAUUGGUUCAAACUGACGCUCAUGUCAAACUGGAACGGCCAAACGCUAUGCAAGAAGCUAAUUUUGUGCAUAUGUUAAAAGUUGAAGACAGUCAACAGUUGAAAGUAAAGGUUUUUACAAAGGAGGAAGUUGCUGUUCAUGAAUCUAAUCCCGUUGAAGAAUUCUCUAAACAAAAUGAUGCAUGUUCACGUCAUUUAAUACAAGUUGGUCCUACUUCUGCUGCGGCAGGUGUACAUUACUCUGUAGGCAAAUUACCGUUUGGUGUUUCUUGGUCAACAGAUCAUCUAAACGCAACAAGAACUAUCUAUAGGCACAAUCCUGAUUCCGUAUUGCAGAGUUCUCCCCUUCUGGAGAAUAAGCAACUGCUAAAACAUCAGCAUUCCAUGCGAGCAGGCUUCAAAGUCCCUUUUUCUAAUGCUGAGAUAAAAACAGAAGCUAGAAUGACACAGCCUUCUAAUUUGUCUGCUAAGACUGUUGCAAUGUCAAUAGGUGAUAAAAGAGAUAAAAAAACGAUCAUUGAAAUCCGUCGGCCACUAUCAUAUCCGGAAAGCAGAAGUAAGCAAACGAAUGCUCGAAAAAUUGUUACUGCAUCCUCAUCUAAUGCUGGUUCAUCGCCAUCGCCACCUUCACCAACACAUUUGUUCUCACAACAUAGUGUUGUUGUUGCGGCAAAAGCUAUUGAUCAUGUUCGACGGCAGGAACAAAAUCAAAAUAUAAGGGAUCAGAGUCAAAACUGUAAACAAUUAAUUGCGGAACGAAAUCAAGAAUUGAACAAAAUGAUUCUGAAGAAUAUAAAUGAACAGAAAAAGGACAAUGCAAGAGAUCGAAAUGGCGCUCUCGCAGGUCAUCACCAGCUUACGCCUUCAACAAGUAACAAGAAAAAAGAAAUGCAUCUGGAGCACGAAUAUGAUUACUUUGGAACAGCAUCAUCAAGUUCAUCAAAUUCUAGCAAACAUUUUCAUCGACACAAUUAUGAGGGCAAGUCGGGUGAGCGUGAUGAUUCUGGUUUUCUGGUAGCCGUAGCUGCCAAUGGUGGUGUGACAUCGGCUGGAACAGCGGCUGUAUCUGAAUCAGUAAUAUCGACACCUCGGGCCGUAUUAACUAUUCCACCACCAGAACCACCGGUUGAUUAUUAUGAAAAUAAUAUAGGUAACAGUAGCGGUGACAGGAAAUCAUCAAGCUCACAACAGAAGGUGUCAACCAACAGAAAGUCAGUAGGAAAUGGCACCAAAAUCACAUCAUCUCUCGAGUUAAAUAUUUAUUUCUGUUCCCAGGCUCCAAGCACUGGCACAUCAAUUGUGGGAUCACGACGCUCACCGCAUCGUCAAACUGUAACCAAGAAAACUCGAGUAUACGUCGUCGAUGGUGUCCAGAUGACAUCAACGUCUCAUCAAGUAUUCGGAGUAAAACAGGACUAUGAGUUGAGGAAACAGCAGUUGCAUGAGCUGCGCCGUCUGCAGCGCGAGGAAGCGCGUCAGCAGCGUGAAUUGAAUGCAAAGGCCGAAUCACUACGCAACGAACAAAUAAAACGUUUUGCUGCCGAUAAAGAAAAUAUCUACAAGAAAACAGAUAUUGAAUUGCAAAUGUUGGCCAGGACGCAGAAAAGGCAGUUAAAAGAAUGUGAAGAAAUACAUAGUGAAGAUAUGAAGCAAUCAUUGAAAAGAAUGCAAAGUGAUCAAGAACGUGAGUUGCGUAUGUUUCGCGAACAACUGAAACAAGAACAACGCGACCUGAAAAUAGAAAUGGAGACAAUCCCAAAAAGUCAGCGUAAAGAUUGCUAUCGUAUACGCAAGGAACAGCUGGAUAGCGAUCAACAAAAGAGAGAGAUGAACUUUGUUGCUGAACAACAAUCCGAACAAGCAGCACGCAUGACUCGUGUCCAGCUGGAUCAUAAAAUGAAGAUUUUGCAGAUUGAAAAAAAUUUCCAACAACAAAAGCAUGCUAUUUUGAGAUCACGUGAAGCUUCGGAAUGGGAUCUGGAGGAGAAGCAAUUGGCUGAACGGCAUCAUCUCAACAAACAAGAGUUGAAAGAUCGCUUUUAUCUACAACGAACUCAAAUGCUUGCUCGGCAUCAGAGAGAAUUGGAUCAUAUGCGCCGAGUAAAUGAAAUGGAUGAGGAGGAACAAGUACGCUUGUAUGCCAACUUCAAAAAACGUUUGCCAAAAGAUUUUCGUACCGAAUCUAAAACUCGAAUUGCUAUGUUUAAAGAGAGUCUACGUAUUUCUUGUCAGAGAGAUGAUUCUGCAACGCUUAAUGAAAAAAUACGAGCGUUUGAAGAAAAGGAAAAGCAACGUGUACGAAAUGCGUUGGAGGAGCAUGACACUAAAUAUGCUCGGAAACUGAGAGAAUUGAAAGAGAAAAAUGCAACAGCUAUACGGGAAUUAGAAGAGAUUCAUAGUGAGAAGCGCAAAAUGCUAUUGGAAGCAGAGGAAAACAAAAUGGAAAUGUACGAGAAAGAAUAUGAACAGGUGAUAGCUGACUGGAAAGCUGGCUUGCCAGUAAGGAAGCAGGCAUUAGAAGCAGAAUUUACUCGUGAGCUCGAUGAAGUAGAAGCGUUCUAUAGGAAGGAGAAUGCGCAAUUACAACAGCUGUCAGCAGCAAUUUCUCCAACUAAUUCCAUAUCAAGCAGACAAGAAAUAAUUGUUGGACCGCCGACAACAGCAGUAAUUGGUAAUUCGGUUCCUUGA
Messenger RNA from Acanthocheilonema viteae, 4578 nucleotides. NCBI's taxonomy places the organism in Eukaryota, Metazoa, Nematoda, Chromadorea, Rhabditida, Onchocercidae. The record is from the annotation of a GenBank genome assembly.